Messenger RNA from Melopsittacus undulatus (budgerigar), 319 nucleotides. It is a transcript of the gene TYROBP, whose product is annotated as transmembrane immune signaling adaptor TYROBP. The record is from RefSeq and is a predicted model, not a curated record. Gene Ontology annotation, biological process: negative regulation of transforming growth factor beta1 production; positive regulation of microglial cell mediated cytotoxicity; neutrophil activation involved in immune response. The transcript is spliced from 5 exons. NCBI's taxonomy places the organism in Eukaryota, Metazoa, Chordata, Aves, Psittaciformes, Psittaculidae. Bases 37 to 300 code for a protein of 87 amino acids. Gene Ontology annotation, cellular component: cell surface; membrane. Gene Ontology annotation, molecular function: phosphatidylinositol 3-kinase binding; signaling receptor binding.
UCCCCAUUGGCCGCCAGGGCUGUGCCCGUCGGCGCCAUGAGACCCCCCCUGGGCCUGCUGCUGCUGAUGGGAUUGGCUGCUGCAGAGGGAGAUUGCAGCUCCUGCCUGCCGGGCCCUGGACCAAUCGCAGCGCUCGUGGCCGCUGACGUCAUCAUGACGCUGCUCAUCGCGGGCGGGGCCUACUGCCUGGGGGGGCGGGGCCGGAGAGGUGAGGCCAAGCCCCGCCCCCCGGAGGUGGAGCCGACCUAUCAGGAGCUGCAGGGACCACGUGGGGACGUGUACAGCGAGCUCAAGAGAUAGCCCCGCCCCCUGCCCCGCC